AUGCGUCGACAAUAUUGUCAAUGGUUUGUAAUAUUUCUUCUAUUGAUAUUUACGUUUACAGGAUACUGGUUUGGAAGGCGUAGUUGUUUUUACGAAAUUUUGGACCGAAAUCUGUAUACGAAUCAAGAGCCUGAAAAAGCAAAUACAGGGUUGAGGCUUAAAACGGCAAAGUUUGAAAGAGAAGCAAGAAAGUACGCAUUGCAAAAAUGCUGUCGACCCACCAGUCUCUCUGCGCAAGAAUUAAAAAAUGUAUUGAAACACGUCAUCGUGGACAGGAAAAACAAACUUCUCUACUGCUACAUUCCCAAGGUAGCCUCGUCGAAUAUGAAACGACUCAUAUUGACUUUACAAAAUUUCACAGAGGACAGUAAUGCUAUAAGAUACUUUGAUCAACGUGGCUUCGAAUUCCUGGGCGACGUUUCCCCACAAGACAGAAAACACAUGUUGGAUACUUACUUCAAGUUUUUAUUUGUACGUAAUCCCUUCGUACGAAUGGUCUCCGCUUAUCGGAACAAAUUUCAUGGCAAAAACGUGCAGUUUCAGAUAAGGAUUGGUAAAGACAUUGUACGAAAAUACCGAAAACCGAGUAUUCCGAUAAACGAGGUGAAAGGGGACGACGUUGCAUUUCAGGAAUUCGUAAAGUAUUUGAUAGACAAAAACAAUGAUUUACAAACCAUGAACGAACACUGGAUGCCCAUGUACGAGCUUUGCCAACCGUGUCACAUCAACUAUGAUUUUAUCGGCUCUUUCGAAAACCUGGACUUUGAUAUAAACGCACUCCUGGCGAGAUUACAUGCAUCAAAAAGCGUUACAUUUCCCAGGAAGCAGUCUCACUACGGUAACCCAAUAACCAAGAAGGAAAUUGAAGGUUUUUUCCAAAACAUUGCAGUUGAUGAUUACAUUUCAUUAUACAAACGAUACCUAAACGAUUUUAAAUGUUUCAAUUAUAAAUUCACGACUUCGAAACAAAUGCUAAAUUAAGGUAUACAAAUUGUGAACAUAUUUGAACUUUUUAUAAAAGCAAAGACUUCCACCGUUAAAAAGUACGCAGUAUAUAAUCAUGCAGUAUUUUUAUAGUACGCCGAAUUUGGAUAAAAGAAAAAUUUACGAGCUUUGAAUACGAUGGAGUUAUUUUUGGGGUAUUGUUUUGCAACAAAUGAUCGAGCAUGUUGUAGACGAUGCAUUCAUCAUACAUUAAAUCUAUU
Dendronephthya gigantea is the source of this 1205-nucleotide messenger RNA. RefSeq names its product carbohydrate sulfotransferase 14-like. Gene Ontology annotation, biological process: carbohydrate biosynthetic process. NCBI's taxonomy places the organism in Eukaryota, Metazoa, Cnidaria, Anthozoa, Malacalcyonacea, Nephtheidae. The transcript has 3 exons. Gene Ontology annotation, molecular function: sulfotransferase activity. The record is from RefSeq and is a predicted model, not a curated record. Bases 1 to 981 code for a protein of 326 amino acids. Gene Ontology annotation, cellular component: membrane.